UUGAAUAAUUACUCAUACAUUUUUUUGAUAAAUUAUUUUUUAAUGCUUGUAUAUUAUUAUUUUUUACGAUAAAGUAUAAUAUUGAGCUUAUUUUCAAUUUUUGAUCCUAGCAUUUCAUAUUAGGUAAGACGUAAAACUUGGAAUAUGGAAGCGACAAAAUACAGGUAUGGGGCGAAUUAUAGACAUCUAGUGGUUUGUUCUACCAUGUACAGAUACAAAGAUAAUUUCAAAUAGCCGGGUAUUUAUAGUUGUUUCUAUUAAGUUGUCACUAAUAAUUUUCUAUUUGGUUUAUUCGUUGUAUACAGUAUUGGUUUUCGUAGGUCGUUGUCAUUAAUACGACGAUAUUUUGUACGACGUUAAUACGACGAAACCUAUCCUAUUACACUUUUUGCUAUCGACUUCGUGAGACAUCUGAUAUACCUCUUCGCAGAGCUAACGAUCUUUAAAAGCACCAUUUGAGAAGUUCAGAAAGCAAACUUUAGAUUUCUUCAAAAGUUGACAUUUGUUAGUGGGUGAUAGGAUAGGUCUCGUUUAAAUGAAUCACAGAUUUCAAAAAAGCGAUGCAAUUGAAAGAAAAUGUCGUUAUAGAUAUGAUUUACAAAAGAUAACUUAGCCUAGAUGUAGGUAUGCUAAAAAUAAAAAGACAUAAUGCCCACUCCAUGAUGUAUAAUUAACUUCCUCGGAGCGGCUCUUUUUUUAGUGGAUUUUUAAACGCAUCGCGCCCUUCCCUCUCCUGACGUUCACAAGAGGCAACCCAUUGAACGGGUCAUGUAUUCUGUCUGAGUCAUCCAUUCAAAUUUUAGCGGGCAACCGGUCCUGCUUCCUCCGCGCAAAAACUAAAUUGAGCCGAUUGUCUCACCUGCUGCCAACCAUCGCUACGGCUCGGCGAAACGGUUCGACGAUUUAAUUUUGUGAAUGUUAUUAGUUCGAAACGGGAAGAACUGUUGAUUUGCGAUGGAGCAGUCACCUCUGGGCACAACUGUGCUUGUCGAUGAGAUCGUCUCCGAUGCUCUGCAAAGGCUUCGAGCGGGCGAUAUCCUGCCUGAUGAGUCGUUGUCGUUUGCUCCUCGUGAGCCCAUUGCUCGAUCAACUUCCGUGACACAUCCGGCGGCUCACUGGGGUUACCGCUCAUAUACCGAUGAUAUAUUGAAGUCGUUUAUCGAUCGACCAUCUGGGUUUAGUGGCGCACCAAAUUUCUCUAAUGAUUCUAGGUUGAGAGAAGAGGGGGGACCCGACCCGCUGUCGGCAAGCGCAUCAUUAACCGCCCCAUUUAGCGUCAAUGGUAGCCGCACGGACGUGAGCAGGAAUCCGCUGAAGGAAAAUAGCGAUCCAUUCGAUAACUCGAUUUGUUCAAACCUCUUUAAUGAGCAGCAAAAUAGGCAUCAGCUGGACUCCUCUGAAGAAUUUGUGUCAGGCGAAAAGCUUUUAGACGAAUUCGAAGCUGACCAGAGACGAUGCCAAGAAGAAAACCUAUUCAAGGAUAGUCGUCCAGUGCCUUUUGAGUGCGCCUCUUUGGCUGUGUCGCCUGAAAAGGUUGUUCGAAAGCAAGUUCAACCUCCGGAAUGGACUGAAGCUUCUUACCGCGUUGACUCCGAAUCCUUCUUUACUGCCACUGGUCGAGAGUCAAGGAAUAGCAUACUUUCAGGAAAACAAUCUUCUAUAGCUUCCACAACAGAGACACUCAGCGCAAACAACAGCAUCACCGGCCACCAAAAGGGAUCAAGUUCUCCAGUUCCGGUAUAUGAUUGCGGUCUGCCAUACUUCCUUGGUGUUGUUCUUCCCGGCGUUGUAACACAUUUCAAUCUUCCUGCGCCGUUCUGUUCGGAGAUCAGUGUAAAGUCUUAUCUCAAUGGCCAGCCACUUGCUCUAUGUCACGUGUCACGAAAUUCGGAUCAGCGUAGCCUCCGAGUCUCGGUGCAACCUCCUCCGGAUACCUGUGGAAAUAUAUCAGUAAUCUUAGAAUUCAACUCUCAGUUAGUUAUCCAACUGGCUGCUUUGAGCAUGCUGCCAGUUCUAGCGCUUCCAGAUCAAAUUCUACUUGCUCCCAAUAUUCCUACGAAGGUUAACCUUCGAUCAACAAUUCGAUUCGCGCAGCCACUGCAAUUAAAUGUAGUUUCGACAAUGGUAACGUCGAAGGAAGUGAAACUUCUACCAGAUGACGGAAACUUGUCCUUGGAGGUAACAGCGAAGGAAAGCGACAAGGUGCUCGAUUUACAAUUGAUGAGUGACGGAAACACAGUAGCGUCAUUGCAAAAACAAGUCGCAGUUCGCUUCCCACAAAUCUCUCUUCGUGGAGAACAAGCACAAGAUGUUUGCAUCUUAGCUGUCAAGAAUGAGGAGCGGUUUCCGGUCGAGGUUAGGCUUAGCGAUGAUUUUGGUGGACUGUCGUAUUCGAAGGAGGUGCGCGUUCCUGAACGCCAGACAUUGCAGGUUACAGUACGAACCGAGACGGUUCGUUAUGGCCAGCCCGACCCUGUGGUAACUUUUAAUGCGGAAUUGCUCUCGCCUGUGCAGAUUCCCCUACCCUUGACAAAAUGUCGCGUUGCGUUGGUUCCUACAUUUGUAGACCUAAAACCUGAUCUUGCACGUUUCGUGUGGAUCGCAGAAAAAGAGCUAGUAUUUACAAUGUCGAAUAGCCAACGAAGUGUUAACCGAAAGCCUUCACCAUGGAAAAGCGUCGUCAGGAUAUCGCCCUGCAACUUUAUCUCGGAUUAUCUUCAGGUUUUGGAAGAACCAAGCGAUCCAACGAGGGUCUUGCUACGCGUUAAGCGCCCACCUCGUCUAAUCGUUGGAACCUUGCGCUUCUUCCGGUGCAACGAAGCAGUUCCAUAUGGACUUCGUUACCCAAUACUAGCACCAGAGCAGCCCUCGUUACUUUGGUACACUGCUUCAAACAAUGCGACGUCGCGAGUCUAUCAAAUGCCCCUUGAUGGAAAGCUUCGUGUCUCGAACGACGGUCGAUGUGCUGUGUUUGUGAUGGUCGUAGAUGGUGGCCAUCGAAAUGGGGAAAUCAUAGCACCAGGAGCAUCUACGCAGCUCACAGUUCGAGAGCCUUGUCGGAUUGUCUAUGGGCUGGAAUGCUGGCGUAUUUUAGUACGUUAUCGAACGGCGGCACACCGAGCGGAAAUCCAGGCGCAGAUACGCCAUACAAAUGCCCGUCCUGGACUCGAACCUGAGUAUUUAAUGAUUGAAUUUCGAAACGAGUCGAAUGAAUCUACAGUGGACAAGGGCGCCGCUGAUAAGCUUCCCGAUGAUGCACAGUCGCUCAUUCGACUUUACCAGCUCUUUAUGACUACCGUGGAGGAGAUUCACGUCCAAGGACCGGAGCCCGAGGCAAGCACGUUCUUUGCGGCAUGACCAUAAACGCGCUGCUGUCAUCGUACGGAGUUUGCUAGAAGAACAAAAAAAAAUAUCUGUAUAUACAGACAGUUGGAAAAUGAAUCUGGCAUCAGAAGUUAUUUUAGAAAACAGCUUAAGGAGGGUUCAAUGGGUCACUCCAUGGAAUGGUCGCUUUGUAUAGUGUCUGUUGUCCCGCGAUUGAACCAAACUGUUGAUAGCUAGUCCACUCAACUUUAACUGAAUAUAGCACAUUGACAAUGAAAGCGCCAUAUUGAGGCAUUGUAAAUAUGACAUUGAAUGAGAAAUCGUCACUCGAUAUGGUUUAGCUAUCGAGGGUCAUAUUUUAGCAGUCGAAUAGAAUAUGCUAUUAUAAUAAAUGUUUACCAUCUAUUUAUUUAUCAACUGAGUGUUUAAUUAAGCUAUAUAAGAAAUAUUAUUGAUCAUAAAUGUACAUGUAAAACCAAGUGUGCAAAUCCAACUUUGCACUUCACCUGAGAAAUACAACCCUUCUUUCACACUUUCCACGUUUACUAAAAAUGUUUGUAACAAAAACCUAAAAACAUACUCUAGUUUGUUCUACAACAGGCUCUAAAAUCUUCGUGCAGCU
Varroa destructor (honeybee mite) is the source of this 3946-nucleotide messenger RNA. RefSeq lists its product as uncharacterized. Lineage: Eukaryota; Metazoa; Arthropoda; Arachnida; Mesostigmata; Varroidae. The record is from RefSeq and is a predicted model, not a curated record.